CUGAUUGGUUCACUGCCUUCUCCGUCGCAGUUUUCCCGCAACAAACAACUGUGGAAGUCUGAAGUACCACGUCGUGAGUUAUCUGCAGAGAAAAUGCCAAAACGAGCUUGUCCUUUUCCGGAAACCUUCUCCUCCCAAUACAAAAUACAUGUCGGAGAGCAAGAGUUAAAUAAUUAUGGCGUGUUUGGGAACAAAUAUCGGCAAGAAAUAUACGCCAAGACCAAGAACCUGCUCUUCAGCGGCGCAAAGGCUGUGAUGGGCCAAAUCUGGACUGGAAAGCAGAGCCCCAGUGGUCCCGCAGAGAGUCCCGCAUGCAGCCAGUCGCUGCUGCGAGGACAGACGCUGAUUGGACACGACGGGAGGCUGACGAGAGGCGCCGCUGCGCAAGGUUCGUCCGUGGCUCUCGCGUGCUGCUGCGUGUGUCAGAAGAGUCACGGCUCCAGGACGCCGUGCUCCCAAUGCGAGCGCCUCGCCUGUCCCUCCUGCACACGGCAGUGCUCCUGCUGCUCCGGCCUCUGCUGCUCGGUCUGCACCAUCCUGGAUUACAGCGGCCAAUAUGAUGAGGUGCAGUGCUGCAGUUGCGCGACGUAGAGGAAGACCGGCUGAGGCCUCCGGACUUCAUGCUUGAACAUAUAAAGUUGCCUCUCAUGAUAUUCCUCAGACUGCAUUUUAUACCUGUGAUUUUCUUUUAUUUUUUUGUGUGUAUAUAUUUGUAUGUAUUGAAAGUCUUAAAUAAAAUGUACCACUUUUGAAUACAAA
Molecule: messenger RNA, 759 nt
Organism: Gasterosteus aculeatus aculeatus (three-spined stickleback)
Lineage: Eukaryota; Metazoa; Chordata; Actinopteri; Perciformes; Gasterosteidae
Gene: siva1
Product: SIVA1, apoptosis-inducing factor
Biological process (GO): extrinsic apoptotic signaling pathway
Molecular function (GO): CD27 receptor binding
Source: RefSeq, a predicted model, not a curated record